GUGAGUCAGCUGAUAUUUCCCACUGAAAUUAUUUAUAAUGUUUCAGAGCGUUCAGAGACUGGAUUUUUUUUAUGAUUCAGAGCAUUCAGAGACUAGAUUUUUUUUUUAUUAUUGAAGUUAUUCACAAAUACAAAUAUAUGAGCUUUGGUAACAGUUACAGUGUGAAUCUUAUAUAUGCCUGGAUGGAAAGGAAGAAGAUAGAAAGAUAAUAAAAAAAUAAAAAAGAUAAUAUUAAUUAUGUCGUCGUCGUCUUCCUCCGCUUAUCCGGGUCCAGGUCGCGGGGGCAGCAUCCCAACUGGAUGGAUUCGUGGAACGAAAAAAGGAUUUACGAGUGAGGUCUCCUCCUGUCAAUAACCGAGCGAAGGCUACAGGUGAUGUCAGUUGUCUCCUCAGCAUAAAAGGAACAGCUGGCAAGAGUCUUAACCUGAAGUGUACAUAAGCUUCAUGGACAUAUAUUGUGAGUAAACUGAGUCUCCCUUGAGCUGCAUAAAGAUGGUUUUGCCAGAAUCAGAGUCUAGGUUAUUGGUGAUUGCUAAUUAGCUCCUACAGUGUGCAGGCAGUUUAAAGAGCGACUGAAUGUCACGCCCACGCACAAGUAGAAAUAUACCGUAAGUCAACCAUGAGACGUAACACCUGUUAAAGUUAGGCUAGCUUGGGAAGAUGGCUUGUAACAGAGAGUGUCCAACCCCUCUCAAGGACUUGGGUUCCGGAGCCAAUGCUAUGAGUCGAGGUGAGUCAGACUUUAUCCAGCCGGUACCGCUCAACCUCUGCCACAAGCUCCUGCUCCUUCCCCGCCAGCGAGGUGACGUUCCAUGUCCCAAAAACCAGUUUCCUUGUCCGAGGAUCGGACCGCCAAGACUCCUGCCUCAGUCUGCCACCCGAUCCACACUGCACCGGACCCUUUAUGUUCCUCCUGCAGGUGGUGGGUCCACAGUUGGAUGAGCCCAUGUAUCCGGUUUGGGCUGGGCCCGGCCAGGCCCCAUGGGUGAAAGCCCGGCCACCAGGCACUCGCUCACGGGCCCCAACCCCAGGCCUGGCUCCAGGGUGGGACCCCGGUAACCCUUUGGGCCGGGUACUAUGACUCUUUGAAUGUACAUCCAUGAAAGAUCCUCUGAACCGUUCUUUGUCUCACCCUUCACCUAAGACCAAUUUGUCAUGGGAGACCCUACCAGGGGCACAAAGUGCCCCAGACAACAUAGCUCCUAGGAUCAUUAGGGCACUCAAACUCCUCCACCACAAUAAGGUGACGGUUCAAGGAGGAGUAAUAUUAAUUUAUUUUUUGUUAUAUUAAUUACAAAAAAUAAAAUAAUAAUAAUGCUAGAUCACAAUAGGGGUAUUAGUAUUCAAAUGAAAACAUUAAAAAGUUUACAUAUUUCAAUAGUUUUAAGAGCCUUCUGUCUUUAGAAUUAUUAAUAGAAAAUAGGCCUGUGUAUUGUAUGAAAGUAUUAAAGAAUGCUGCAAAGCAUGUUUUUUUACCAGAAUAUUUACAACAGUGGAUAUAAAACUUCGCCAUCAGCAUUAAGAGGUUAAUGAUGUAUAGAGAGUUUUUGUUCAAACCAGUUUCAAAAACACCAAACGGCACAUUCUCCCAAAAUAUAACAAAAUUAGUAACAAUAUGGACAUGAAGAAAGUCAAAAAGUUUCUGCCAAAAGGUUUUAACUGCCAGGCAGCACCAAAAUAAAUGAAUAGCAGUUUCAAGACAUGCCUUGCAGAAGCUACAGUUCAAGUCAAUAUCUUUCUUGAAUGAAUCUAUAUUUAAUAUAAGAUCUAGAUAGAAAUCUAUGAAGAAGUUGAAAGGAUAUUUCUUUUACUUUGUCACAAAUCAUAUAUCUAUUAGGUAGUAGCCAGACCUUUUCCCACAGAAUAUCAUUCACAAACGUUUUACAGUAAGAUAAGGCACGGGGUAAUGUUGUAAUAUUUCCCUGGAACAAAGCUCAGAUAGAUCUGUUGUUACUGGCAGGAACUGGAGAAACAUAUUUUCCCUACAGGUGUGUCACUUGGGGAUAAGAGUUAGUUCACCAGCAUCAACUCUCUGUUGAUUUUUAAACAGCAUACACACAUCAGAUGGGAUGGCACCAAAAACUUUUGCAUAAGCUCCAGGAGUUACAGGGAUAUUAUAUUUCCUAAGAAACUCUUCACAUGUAAAUAGAAGUCCUUCAGGAUUAAACGAUUGAUCUACCCAUUUAAUGUUGUUUUGAAACCAAUAUUCUAAAAUAUUGUUUUGUGUUAGUACAAGAUUUCUUUGUUGUUCCAGAUUAAGUAGUUGUGGGGUGAGAAAUUGUGUUUGUAAACGAGAGACCGUUCAGAGGCAAGAAAGAGAGGUGAGAGCUCGUCAGUGACGUAAUAUAUGUGCGACGCACGUCAGUAGCAAAUACGUCUUAAGUGCGAGACGCCAGAGAGAAAAGUGAACAAGAGGAGUUUAAACAUGUUUUCUUCUCCUUAAAACCGAGAAGCCGACAGCUGAUCUCACGCACGCGACUCCCGGUACUGUGUUUGGUGUUUCGUGAGUCACGUGAUCAGCAUGUUCUGUGUGGGGGGGCUGGUACGGUCUAGGGUCCUGUACUUCAGCGGACAAGGACUCCUCAGACUGACCGAACCUGUUGUAGCCUCUACGACUGACACACGCACAAGGAGCGUGUCCGGCGUGGGCGGAACCAACUGGGCAGGUGGAUGGUACGGCAGCCUGUCGGAUUCGGCACCUGUUCACUUGUGUGAAAACUUUCUAGUUGGUUUCCAGCAGGCAAGCGGAUUGCCAUGGUGGCUAAGCAUCGUCAUGGCAACAGCGUCAGUCAGGACCACCAUCACUCUGCCGCUCGCGGCCUACCAGAUGCUCAUCAUCUCCAAGGUGGAGUUGCUGCAAGCUGAGAUCUCCGAAUUGGCCAAGAGGCUUGCAUAUGAAGUUUCAGUCCGAUCGAGAGAACGAGGCUGGACAGACAAACAGGAAAGAGUCCAAUUCAAGAGGAACCUGCGACGCAUCGUCUCUCAGCUCUACAUCCGGGACAACUGCCACCCCUUCAAAGCUAGUCUGCUGGUCUGGGUUCAGCUGCCCCUCUGGGUCAGUUUUUCCCUAGCCCUCCGGAACCUGAGCUUAAACCAGUCAGCCCUGCAGGGUGAGCUGGCAGCAGGGGGUGCUCUGUGGUUCCAUGACCUCACCGUCCCAGACUCCACCUGGAUCUUACCUGUCCUUCUGGGCCUCACCAACCUGCUCAUUAUCGAGAUGUUUUCUUUGCAGAGAGUUGGAGUGUCGGGUUUCCGGCGGCUAGUCUUGAACGGGAUCAGAGGGUUCAUGGUUCUGAUGAUCCCCAUCGCUGCUACCGUCCCAUCUUCCAUGGCUCUAUACUGGUUCUCCUCCAGUCUGGUUGGAUUCAGUCACAACCUCCUCCUUCGCUCGCAGACGGUCCACAGAAUCCUGCGACUGCCAACUCAACAAUCCCAGUCACCCUACAGAGACCUGAUGUCUGCCUUCACUGCUAAAUACUUCAAGAAGUAACUACUGAGAUCUACACGGUACUGCAGAGAUCCGAGUAGGUAGUACUAUGGACUGGAGCCAUUGUUAGGAUCUGAUCAGGUUGAACAAACUCAAAUUAUUUAUUUAAAUGUUUUUUUUUUUAUUAAAGUUCUUUUUAAACUG
Nothobranchius furzeri (turquoise killifish) is the source of this 3631-nucleotide messenger RNA. RefSeq names its product cytochrome c oxidase assembly factor COX18 (gene cox18). NCBI's taxonomy places the organism in Eukaryota, Metazoa, Chordata, Actinopteri, Cyprinodontiformes, Nothobranchiidae. Gene Ontology annotation, cellular component: mitochondrial inner membrane. Gene Ontology annotation, molecular function: membrane insertase activity. Gene Ontology annotation, biological process: mitochondrial respiratory chain complex IV assembly; protein insertion into mitochondrial inner membrane from matrix. The record is from RefSeq and is a predicted model, not a curated record.